Talaromyces atroroseus is the source of this 2265-nucleotide messenger RNA. RefSeq lists its product as hypothetical. The transcript has 3 exons. NCBI's taxonomy places the organism in Eukaryota, Fungi, Ascomycota, Eurotiomycetes, Eurotiales, Trichocomaceae. The coding region runs from base 1 to 2265 and encodes 754 amino acids. The record is from RefSeq and is a predicted model, not a curated record.
AUGAACAGCCUUUUAGCUGAGAUUGCCAGUCAAUACCCAAGCUCGUUGGCUAUUGAGGAUGGAUCACGAUCCCUCACAUACAACGAUCUCUUGCAGAAAGCUGACGCCCUAGGCCGUGCUAUCCAAGAGCACCCGUUGGAGCCGGAAGAGGCAAUCGCAGUGAUCCAUGGCCUCAGUAUUGAGAUGGUAAUUGCACAAGUUGCCCUUCUUCGUCUGAACUUGACAAGCGUACCCCUAGACCCUGGGCUGCCCAAGCUUCGCAUUCGGGAAAUGCUAGACGAUAUCAAAGUUCGCUAUGCGAUUGCUAGUACCGGUUUCGAGGACCUCGGAUUUUCUAUCAUUUCAAUGCCAAUCGAAUCUCGCGCCAUUAGUCUGGAGGACUCGUCACCCGGUCUUGUCUCACUGAGAGAACCAACUCGCAGCCAUAUUCUUUACACCUCCGGAUCAACUGGUAAAUCAAAGGCAGUUCAAAUCACGCCAACUAGCCUGGUUUGUCUUGCCCAGUCAACGAUGGUAACUCCACUCCAAAGGACUGAUCGCGUUGCUUUGAUCAACAAUUCUGGAUUUGACAUCUCGCUGUUCGAAGUAUGGGCCACCCUGCUUGAUGGUGCUAGAAUGGUCGUUGUGCCCAGGGAGAUUGUCAUAGAUCCAUUUGCUUUUCGGGGCUUCAUUGUCGAGAAGCGGUUGACUGUCGUUCUUCUAACAACCUCUCUUUUCAAUGCUACAGGCUUUGCUUGCCCCACGGCUUUUAAGGAUGUCCGUGAGGUCUUGACCGGGGGCGAGGUCGCUAGCCCACUGGCAAUGCGCACAGUCUUGGAGUCAGGGGGGCCGCCUACACUGGAUCUGAAAGCACUUGAAAGUGCUUAUUGGGGAUACUAUAAAGGAGUCCAAAACGAAGACGGUAAUGAAACUCAGGAUUCGGCAUUCGUGGCCAUGGUCCGAGAUCUCUGGUCGUCGUUGCUUGGAAUACCGAUAAUCAAGGAGGAAGACGACUUUUUUGAGCUGGGAGGUUCAUCAAUCAAGUCAGCGAUGCUUAUCAGCAGAUUGCGGAUGACAACGGGCAAGUCUGUUUCCAUGAGGGCCCUUCACCAGAAUUCUCGAUUCGUCGAAUUUGUUGCCUAUUUGAAUGAGUUCGCUGAGGGUGCCGUGGCAAGGCACCAGUCCGAGCGAUGGAGAGAAGAUUCACACAUGGCAGACGGCCUCAGCAUCAUACUUGGAGAGACACCGGAGUGGACCUCAAAGGAUGAAGGCCGAGUAUUCAUGACUGGUGCUACUGGAUUUGUUGGCGUCAACUUCCUUGCCAGGCUUCUCCGCCACCCCCGAGUGAAAGAAGCUGUUUGCCUGGUACGGGCAAAGAGUAAGAUGAGACCUCGUACUCGAGUCGAAGAGGCUUUGAAGAAAUAUAAUCUCUGGGACGACACUGCUUCCAGCUUUUCAAAACUCACCGCACUCGAUGGAGACAUCUCCAAAGACCGGCUUGGGCUCUCACAAGACAAAUUCACCUGGCUCAGUCAGUUGGCUAGUGUGAUAUUCCACUUGGGAGCGAAAGUAAAUUUCUGCGAACCGUACGAGGCCCAUUUUGAACCCAAUGUUUUAGGCACGAAGAAUGUGCUUGAGCUUGCCCUGAGCGGUCGACGUAAGGCGUUUCAUUUCACCUCCAGCAUCGAUGCCUGGGGUCCCAAUGGAUUGAUUCUCGGGACACGGAAAUGCCUGGAAGACGAAACUCUCGAGCCGAAUCUAAAAGGUCUUCCAUACGAUAUCGGAUAUGCCGCAAGCAAAUGGUGCUCUGAGCAAAUGGUGCGUACUGCUCGCGAUCGGGGCCUUCCAACAGCAAUCUAUCGUCCCGGAUUCGUCACAGGAGAUUCAAAGACAGGUGCCGGCAAUCCGGAUGACUUUUUCGCUCGUCUGAUGGUUGGUCUAGUUGCUCCUGAUCCGGCCGACUCAGUCAAUUUAGAGAAGACGAUCAGUGUCAUCAAUGACGCUGGAUAUCCAGUAGAGAGCAUCCCAUACUGGGAUUGGGUCAAUCGACUUCACGAUCCCAAAAAUAGCGACAAUCCACUUAUGCCUCUGAUGCCUCUUAUUCAAGAGAAGGUUUGGGCUGACCUGACACGGUUCCAGACGAGUCAAGAUACGCCGCACUAUGAUUCUACGAAUACAGUGGCGGCCCUCGCAGAUGCUCCGGAUAUUGGAUACAUCGCGUUUAGUUCUGAACAGCUGAACCGCUUCUUGAGAUUUUGGAGAUACAAGAGCUUCUACCAUGUUUGA